Messenger RNA from Empidonax traillii (willow flycatcher), 1389 nucleotides. RefSeq names its product opsin-5-like. Gene Ontology annotation, cellular component: membrane. Gene Ontology annotation, biological process: G protein-coupled receptor signaling pathway. Lineage: Eukaryota; Metazoa; Chordata; Aves; Passeriformes; Tyrannidae. The coding region runs from base 1 to 1197 and encodes 398 amino acids. Gene Ontology annotation, molecular function: G protein-coupled receptor activity. The record is from RefSeq and is a predicted model, not a curated record. The transcript has 6 exons.
AUGUCUGUCCAGUUUUCUGCACAGGCACCCUGGAGGAACAACAACAUCAGUUUUCUGACCAGAGAGGCAGCUGUAACAGAACAAGGAGAGACUAUCAUAGGUUUCUACCUCUUGGCUUUAGGUUGGCUGUCUUGGUUUGGAAACAGCAUUGUGAUUUUUGUCCUGUAUAAACAAAGACAUCUUCUUCAGCCUACUGACUACCUCACAUUUAACUUGGCAGUAUCAGAUGCUAGUAUCUCCGUGUUUGGUUAUUCACGGGGGAUCAUUGAAAUCUUCAAUGUCUUCAGAGAUGAUGGGUUCAUUAUCACAUCAAUAUGGACCUGCCAGGUUGAUGGUUUCCUGACGCUUCUCUUUGGCCUGGCUAGCAUUAAUACUCUUACAGUGAUCAGUGUGACUCGCUAUAUCAAGGGCUGCCAUCCUGAGAGAGGUCACUGCAUCAGCAACAGCAGUAUGACGGUGUCUCUGGUUCUCAUUUGGGUAGCAGCUUUCUUCUGGUCAGCAGCUCCAUUACUUGGCUGGGGCAGUUAUACAGAUCGCAUGUAUGGCACAUGUGAGAUAGACUGGGCAAAAGCCAACUUCUCUACAAUCUACAAGUCCUACAUCAUCUCCAUUUUUAUCUGCUGUUUUUUCCUACCUGUCACAGUCAUGGUCUUCUCCUACGUGUCAAUUAUCAAUACUGUCAAACUAAGUCAUGCAUUAACAGGACUGGGUGAUCCCACAGACAGACAGAGGAGAAUAGAGCGUGAUGUCACCAGGGUUUCUAUUGUCAUUUGCACAGCCUUCAUUAUUGCGUGGUCACCAUAUGCUGUCAUCUCUAUAUGGUCAGCCUAUGGUCACUCUGUGCCCAACCUGACCAGCAUCCUUGCCAGUUUGUUUGCUAAGUCUGCUAGCUUUUACAACCCCAUUAUCUACUUUGGAAUGAGCUCCAAAUUUCGGAGGGACAUUUUUGUCUUGUUCCAUUGUGCCAAGGAAGUCAAGGACCCUGUGAAGCUUAAACAUUUCAAAAACCUCAAGCAAAAACAACCUCAGCUUGAAAAGAAAGAAGAGAAGUAUGCAGCAGAAAUGCACCCUGCACCAAGCCCUGAUUCCGGGGUGGGAAGUCCAACCAACACCCCACCUCCAGCAAAUGGGGAAGUGUAUUUUGGUAUUCUCGAUACGCCAUCUAAUAACCCUGAUAUUGAAUGUGAUAGAUUGUGAGUUCUGCGGCUGCUUAAUACACACACUUUGUGUUCAGGAAGACCCUCUUCAGAUCAGUGCUUGAAUGACUUCCUAAUUCCCAUUCCAUCUGUUUCUUGCUAUAGCACUGAUAACUAUGCAACUCAAGCAAUUCAGAUGGUAAAGUGAUAUUUUCCUUCUGUGUAGGUACAAAAUGCUACAAAGCACAUUACA